This is a messenger RNA of Quercus robur (English oak), 1908 nucleotides long. RefSeq names its product SURP and G-patch domain-containing protein 1-like protein. The coding region runs from base 200 to 1516 and encodes 438 amino acids. The record is from RefSeq and is a predicted model, not a curated record. Gene Ontology annotation, cellular component: nucleoplasm. Gene Ontology annotation, biological process: RNA processing. The transcript is spliced from 9 exons. Lineage: Eukaryota; Viridiplantae; Streptophyta; Magnoliopsida; Fagales; Fagaceae. Gene Ontology annotation, molecular function: RNA binding.
UAAGCCAGUCGUGCUUUAUCGUCCUCUAGCUUCUAAAAAAAAUUCCAUUCCCAAAAUCCGAAAUUAGGGCAAACGAGAAAAUUUUCGCAAAUUGAAUCCGAUCGGUUAGCGAUCUGAGAUCGAUUCGAUUUUCAACGCGAACAUCUUCGGAUUAAAUUUACCUGCUGUACACAUCCUAGGCAUACUUGGUUCUUUGCCAAUGGACAAAGGAGUACCUCCUAGUCUCUUUGUUAAUGAUGGUUCAUUCAUGGAGAGGUUCAAACAGCUUCAACAAGAGAAGGAAAAGGAGAAGAGUGCCAAACUAGAGGAGUCUAAGCCGAUCAAAAUUAAAUCAGGGUCAUUGACGGCUAAUUCUACCAUUAGUAGAACAAGUGUGGAUAAGACCAAUGAUACACAGAAGAAACCCCAAGCUUCUUCAGGUGGAAAGCUUGCUUUCAGCUUGAAAACAAAGUCAAAGAUUGUGGCGCCUCCUGUUAAGCUAGCAGAUGAGGAUGAAGAUGAAACAGAUGCUGGUAAAGUUUCAGCCGAUGCACCAACGAAACGACUAAAGUUAGAUCACUCAGAUGCUUCCGAACAUUCAUCAAGACAAGUGGAUGUUGCACCACCUUCUCCAAGUGAUCCUACAGUGAAGAAAGUUGCUGACAAAUUAGCAAGUUUUGUGGCUAAACAUGGAAGGCAAUUUGAGCAUGUUACACGUCAAAAGAAUCCUGGAGAUACCCCUUUUAAAUUUCUAUUUGAUGAAAGUUGCGCAGAUUACAAAUAUUAUGAAUAUCAGCUUGCUGAAGAGGAAAAGGCUCUUUCACAGACAAGCGAAUCCCAAUCAUCUCACAGUGGUGGUACAAGUACUUCAGCUUCUAAAUCCAACAGUGGUUCUCAAAGGUCUUCUCAUCAGCAUUCGAACUAUCAAACCCCUGCCUCCGCUUUAUAUGCAGCCACUGAGGAUCCAAGAGUUCAAACAGCAUCAGCAGGAAGAUAUGGUGAAGCUAGUGCACCGACAAGUGCAGAUCCCAUAGCAAUGAUGGAGUUUUACAUGAAGAAGGCUGCACAGGAAGAGAAAUUUAAACAACCUAAACAAUCAAAAGAUGAAAUGCCACCACCAGCUUCUCUUCAAGGUCCCGAUUUGCUUGCGGCUGCUUCUAAAAAAGGGCAUCACAUGGGUGAUUACAUCCCACAAGAAGAGCUUGAGAAAUUCUUGGCUGCUUGUAAUGAUGCAGCUGCACAGAAAGCUGCCAAAGAGGCUGCAGAAAGAGCAAAAAUCCAGGCUGAUAAUGUGGGGCAUAGACUUUUGUCUAAAAUGGGUUGGAAAGAAGGUGAAGGACUGGGGAGCUCCAAAAGUGGUAUUGCAGAUCCAAUCAUGGCAGGUAAUGUCAAGAUAGACAACUUGGGGGUGGGUGCUCACAAUCCUGGGGAUGUGACUCCUGAGGAUGAUAUAUAUGAGCAGUACAAGAAGCGGAUGAUGCUUGGUUAUCGUUACAGGCCUAACCCUCUGAACAAUCCUCGGAAAGCAUACUAUUGAGCAACUAUACUAUGGAAGCCUACAUGUCAAGAUUGUCUUAAAGAAAUAAUUUGAAGUUAAAUGCUUAAAAUACAUUCGAGAAGCAAAAAAUGGAUUUGGUUUCAUGUGGCAGGUCAUAUGGAGUGGAUAUUACUUUUUGUGAAUUGUGAAUUUCAGUGUUUGAUGGAUUGUAGUCUAUACCCUUUCUUUUCAAAUUCUUCCUUUUGGAGUAUAGUAGUGUUCCUAUUCACAGUUUCACACUUCAGUUGACUCUUUUUUUAAUGAAUGAUAUGGGCGUAUGCCUUGACGUGUGUUCAAAGAAGUAACCUUUACAAACUUGUUUUGACAUAAUUUGUUGGAACAACAAUGUUGUGGAAUAAUGGAAAGUUAAAUGUAACUGGUGCUUGAUAAUU